AUGUCUGCCAUUUUCAAUUUUCAGAGUCUGUUGACUGUAAUCUUGCUGUUUAAAUGUACCUGUGCUUAUAUCCGAUCCUUGGUACCCGGCUUCCUGGACAGAAAUAAAACUGGACUGUUGGGUAUAUUUUGGAAGUGCCCCAGAAUUGAUGAACAGAAGAGUGCUUAUAUUGCAGUGUGCUGUGUAGUGACGGCCUUCAGCGUGCUCUUCAUACAGUAG
Molecule: messenger RNA, 219 nt
Organism: Cynocephalus volans (Philippine flying lemur)
Lineage: Eukaryota; Metazoa; Chordata; Mammalia; Dermoptera; Cynocephalidae
Product: protein kish-A-like
Exons: 1
Coding region: 1-219 (72 amino acids)
Biological process (GO): protein secretion; intracellular transport
Source: RefSeq, a predicted model, not a curated record